Molecule: messenger RNA, 1365 nt
Organism: Neospora caninum
Lineage: Eukaryota; Apicomplexa; Conoidasida; Eucoccidiorida; Sarcocystidae
Exons: 9
Coding region: 1-1365 (454 amino acids)
Biological process (GO): nucleosome assembly
Cellular component (GO): nucleus; chromatin
Molecular function (GO): histone binding; chromatin binding
Source: RefSeq, a predicted model, not a curated record
AUGGAUGCCUCCAAGACAUCUGAGAAAGACGGCGCCGUCGCUCAGCCUGGUGCUGACAUCGAACUCAUCAGCAACCGACUGGAAGCUGUGAAGAUCGACAACAAGGACGAAGAGGAGAACGAGAUUCUCAGCGGCUUGACGCCCGAGCAGCGCGCAGCCGUGGAGGAGUUGCAGGCGAUUCAGGAGAAGCACGACGACCUCGAACGCGCCUACGACCGAGAGCUUGUCGCCCUCAAGAUGAAGUACGAGAAACUCUACGCUCCUCUCUAUGCUCAACGAAAAGAGCGAUUGUUGAAGAGUGACCCAGCAAACCCUGCAGCGCAGAGCGGAACCCCGGCAGUGCCGUCGUUUUGGAUGAAUUGUUUGAAGCAAAACUCGACGUUGGCGGAGCUGGUCGAGGAGCAUGACGAGCCCAUUUUGCAGUUUUUGGAGAACAUUUCUUGCGAGUAUUUCACGGCUGAGGAACAGGCGGAACUCGAGAAGAAGGCCGGGAAAGAGGCGGAGGAUGCCGCCGAAGCUGCAACUCCCGAGAGUUUCCGGCUAGUCUUCGAGUUCUCGCCGAACGACUUCUUCACUCCCAACCGGUUGGUCAAGGAGUACCAUUUAACUUCUGCCUCCGCACGGCACGGGGCGGAGCUCACGAGCACCAAGAGCACCGCCAUCGAGUGGAAGGAGGGGAAAGAUGUGACAAAGAAGGUUCUGACGCGCAAACAGAGAAACAAAAAGACGCGGCAAACCCGCACCGUCGAAGAAGUCGUCGAUAACGAGAGCUUCUUCAACUUUUUCACUGACCACGAAAUCCCCAGUGAAGAGAAAAUCGAAACCAUGUCGGACAAACAGAUCGGAGAGUUGCAGAUGAUUGUCGAGGCCGACUAUGACAUCGGCGUGACCAUCCGAGAUAAAAUCAUCCCCCAGGCCGUCGAGUGGUUCCUUGGAGAGGCUGACGAUGACGAACAGUUCGACGAUGACUUCGAAGACGACGAAGAUGACGAUGAUGAGAUGUUGUCUGACGAGGACGACGACUCUGAUGAGGACGAGCAGCCACGCCGAGGAGGCGCAGGGGUUCGGGGACACCCUCGCGGAAAAGGUGGGAAGCGUCUUUGCUUCCUCGCGGAGCGAGAACAAUUUUCUCGUUUGGGAUUUUCUCCAUGCAGGCCACCACUUCGGGUGAAAAUCCUGAAUAGCUGUGCAACCGGGAUUCGAUUCGCGGGCUCGGCCCCGAGUGACACUGUAGCAGACCGCGAAAGCCUGUCGUUUACGGUAGAACUGUGCGAAGGUUGCGCGACCCGCGACAGCACAGCGUCGCAGCCCCUUCCAAGAGAAAACCUCAGACGAGAACCCUUGAGUGGCGAGGCGUUUUGGUAA